Alternaria infectoria is the source of this 276-nucleotide messenger RNA. RefSeq lists its product as uncharacterized. Bases 1 to 276 code for a protein of 91 amino acids. The record is from RefSeq and is a predicted model, not a curated record. The transcript has 4 exons. NCBI's taxonomy places the organism in Eukaryota, Fungi, Ascomycota, Dothideomycetes, Pleosporales, Pleosporaceae.
AUGCCGACCCCCAUCGAUCGCGCGGUGCAACAACGUGGCCCUUUCUUCGCUUUUGCCGCAGUCGUCGCUGGUGUAGCAGCAUGGAGCAUCUGGGGACAAGACAUCUUCCCUAGUCAAGACCCUACUGGCGACCCAGAAACAUGGACACAUGAUCAAUGCGUUACCUGGCUCAAGCACAGAAACCUACACCCCUCUCCCAUCGCAACAACCGCUGAGCUACUGGAGCGGAUCAAGGCGAAUAUGAGGGUAGCCAGAGAGCGAACACCGGGUCAAUGA